Asparagus officinalis (garden asparagus) is the source of this 2150-nucleotide messenger RNA. RefSeq names its product probable anion transporter 7. The record is from RefSeq and is a predicted model, not a curated record. The transcript is spliced from 4 exons. Bases 450 to 1775 code for a protein of 441 amino acids. Gene Ontology annotation, biological process: transmembrane transport. NCBI's taxonomy places the organism in Eukaryota, Viridiplantae, Streptophyta, Magnoliopsida, Asparagales, Asparagaceae. Gene Ontology annotation, molecular function: transmembrane transporter activity.
GAAACCCUAGAUCUGAGCUAGGGUUUAGGGAUCUUUGCGGCUAAAACCCUAGAUCAAGGUAAAAUUUGAGGUUAUCCUCUUUAUUCGAGCAAGAAGAGCUUCUCUCAUCUCAAAGGAUCCAAAAAGUUCUUCGAGACAUGAAGUUGAGAGCGGAGAAGAGAAAGGAGGGGGAGAAAGAAUGAUGUCUUGUUUCUUGAUCCAUUAUUAACAUCUCUCAAUACUAAGGAUAUGCAAUGGUGAUAUGUUAUUAGAUACUUGGUCUGUUUGUGGAGUUAUCUUCAUUUUGUUGUCAGUCUUGAAAGUUAAGGAUGUUUCCUCAAGAGAAUAGAAAGUAGUGAGCAUAUGGGCUAGGGAGUUUCUGCUAUUAAUGAAAGAAACAACACUUCCUAUGUUAUCACAGCAGAAUAUGGAUACCAAUACAUGUUAGUUUCGAGACUAGAUUAGUUAAAAUGUCAAGAAUGGAAUUUCCAAAGCGGCAUGUGAUUGUUCUUCUGACCUUCAUCUGUACGAAUGUUUGCUACAUCGAGCGCAUGGGCUUCUCAAUAGCAUAUACUGCCGCUGCAGAUGCCAUUGGCGUUGAUCAAUCUAGCAAGGGUCUGAUACUUUCUACAUUCUACUGGGGAUAUGUUGUGUCACAAAUUCCUGGUGGAUGGGCAGCACAAAAGAUAGGGGGAAGACGAGUUCUGCUUCUAUCAUUUGUAUUUUGGUCCCUGACAUGUGCUUUAAUCCCAUUGGAUCCCAGCCAGGUUUACUUACUGGUAAUUGCCCGAUUGCUUGUUGGGGUCGCACAAGGCUUUAUCUUUCCCUCUAUCCAUACAGUUCUAGCACAAUGGGUUCCUCCCCAUGAACGUUCAAGAUCUGUAUCCCUCACGACUUCUGGGAUGUAUUUCGGUGCAGCUGGUGGCAUGCUUCUUCUUCCAAGUCUUGUAAAAUACCGAGGUCCACAGUCAGUAUUUUUGGUUGAAGCUGCAUUAGGUGGUCUUUGGUCUAUCCUGUGGAUGAAAUGUGCGAGCGACCCUCCUCGUUCUGAUCAUCCGAAGGCAACAGCUGCUGGUUUUGGGGAGACUUUGUUGCCAGUAACAAAGUCAAAGGAAAAGGUGAAGGCUGGUGUAAGUUCUCUUCGAGCAGCUAAGAUCCCAUGGAAGAAAAUUAUCUUUAGUUUGCCAGUUUGGGCAAUUGUGGUGAAUAAUUUCACGUUUCAUUAUGCCUUGUAUGUGCUUAUGAACUGGCUGCCAACAUACUUUGAGCUUGGUCUUCAGCUUAGCCUUCAGGAUAUGGGUUCAUCAAAGAUGCUGCCUUACCUUAACAUGUUUAUAUUUUCCAAUAUAGGCGGAGUUAUAGCAGAUCAUUUAAUCACAAGAAGAAUACUGUCUGUGACCAGGACUCGUAAACUGCUGAACUCCGUAGGGUUUAUCGUUGCUUCCUUUGCUUUAAUGGCGCUCCCUAUGUUCAGAACUUCCACAGGGACUGUGUUUUGUUCUUCAGUUUCUCUAGGUUUUUUGGCUCUUGGAAGAGCUGGAUUCGCGGUUAAUCAUAUGGAUGUUGCUCCAAGAUAUGCAGGGAUUGUGAUGGGAGUUUCUAAUACAGCAGGGACAUUGGCUGGUAUAGUAGGUGUUAGUCUUACAGGAAAGAUUCUUGAUUCUGCUAAGGCUGCCAAUGUGGAUCUCUCGAGCCCUGAGAGUUGGAAUUCAGUAUUCUUCAUUCCAGGAUAUCUCUGCAUAAUCAGCUCUAUCUUUUUCAUGAUUUUCUCGACAGGGGAAAGAAUUUUUGACUAACAUACUUCACAGUGGGCAUUUUUUUUUUACCAGAGGCCCACUCUGGCAAAUUCCUGUUAAGAUCAUUCUUCAGUUAGAUGAUAUCACCAUCCUAUAUUGGGAUAUUGAUUUCAUUUUUUUAAUUCAGUUGGUGUAGCUGUACUUUGGAGCAUAGUUUGUGAUGGAACAAGCUUAAGAAAUGCAAUCCACUUAAACAGCUAUAUCAAGGCUGAAAAUUACAAGAAGUUCAUGGAAAUCUAUGUUGUUGGUUUUUUGUAUUCUUGUGUAACUACAUUUGUAACACUCAGUUUGUUUGCUUUUAUGUCUGGAUGCUUUACGCUUCAUCAAGAAAAUAAAUUGGCCUCAAAUACAUGGGCUUCCUCUAAUGGACGCUUA